AUCGUUGUUCGCGCCUACGACUACCACGGUCAGCCCCAGACGGUUGGAACGGACCCGAUCACUGCGCACUUCACAGAUUCGCACGGCCGCGAGGCGCCUUGUCAACUGCUGGACCUGGGCAACGGCUCUUAUGAGAUCACUCUGCUGCCAGUCUCCUCCGGUACACACAAACUCUCAGUCAAUAUCCUGAGUCGGCCAAUCCGCGGAUCUCCCUUCCUCAUUGGCGUCAAAGCCCGACAGGCGCCUCAUUGGUGUCUCCAUGAG
Molecule: messenger RNA, 264 nt
Organism: Dibothriocephalus latus
Lineage: Eukaryota; Metazoa; Platyhelminthes; Cestoda; Diphyllobothriidea; Diphyllobothriidae
Source: the annotation of a GenBank genome assembly